Molecule: messenger RNA, 726 nt
Organism: Egretta garzetta (little egret)
Lineage: Eukaryota; Metazoa; Chordata; Aves; Pelecaniformes; Ardeidae
Gene: SDC2
Product: syndecan 2
Exons: 6
Coding region: 1-726 (241 amino acids)
Biological process (GO): cell migration
Cellular component (GO): cell surface; membrane
Source: RefSeq, a predicted model, not a curated record
AUGGGCUCUCACGCCGCGGAUGCGCUCCGGUGCGCUGUGCCAUCUCCCCUGGGGGAGCAGGCGUUUGGGGACACGGUGGGGAUGCAGAGGCCUCGUCUUCAAGAACAAGUCAGGACAAAUAUCUCGGGGUUUGAAGUCGGGUACUGGGAUUGUGGUUCUUGGGCAGAUGAUACCUCUGUGAGAGCAGAUUUGACCUCUGAUAAAGAUUUAUACCUUGACAACAGCUCUGUUGAAGAAGCAUCAGGCGUCUAUCCAAUUGAUGAUGAUGAUUAUUCUUCUGGGUCAGGUUCAGGUGCUGAAGAAGAUGAGGAUAGUGCAGUGAUAACAACAUCCAGAACACUUCCAAAGUUACCGACAACUAGUGAUGCAUCUAGGGCUGAGACCACCACGGUGAAAAUGCAGACCAAGGUGCCUGCACAAACAAAGUCACCUGAAGAAAUUGAUAAAGAGGAAAGGCCCGAGACAGAUGCCAAGAAAAAGAGCGAUGAGCCAGGGGACGACACCGACGUGUUCACCGAGAAGCAUUCAGAAAACCUCUUCCAGAGAACAGAAGUUCUGGCAGCUGUUAUUGCUGGCGGAGUUAUCGGUUUUCUUUUCGCAAUCUUCCUUAUCCUGCUGCUGGUAUAUCGCAUGAGAAAGAAGGAUGAAGGCAGUUACGACCUUGGUGAACGUAAACCAUCCUGUGCUGCCUAUCAAAAGGCACCUACUAAGGAGUUUUAUGCAUAA